CGGCGUGCUCGGCGCCCGCAGGCCCCCCCGGGCCCCGGGCGCUAUAAAAGGAGGGCCUCCAGGGAAUUGGAAACCCACCACUCCCUUUCGACUUCUAGUUCUUCUGCCCCCAUCUCGUCCGGCGACUCCUCGCCUGCGCUUCCCCUUCCUCCCUCCUUGCAUGGCAGCAGCAGCAGCGAGCUCCAAGGGGCGGGCGAUCGCUGGGAGCUUCGUCAGCCGCGUCCUGGCCGGCAAGGCCGCCUCCCCGAGGAGGGCCGUGCACGCCUCGGCGUACGACAAGAACCUGGAGGACCAGGUGCGCCCGGCGUUCGUGCCGGACGAUGUGAUCGGCGGCGCCGCCAACCCCGACAAGUACUGGGGCCCCCACCCCAAGACCGGCGUCUUCGGCCCGGCCGCGGUGGACGCCCAGCUGGCCGCCGGCGCGCCGGACGCCGCCGCGAAUGGUCCGGGCACGGUGCUGGACCAGAAGGUGUGGUUCCGCCCCCUGGAGGACGUCGAGAAGCCGCCCCCCGUCGCCUGAGGCGGCGCGCGCAGCCGUCGCACUGCUUGCUGAUAGGGCAGGGAGAGUCUGGGGCUGAUACGCCUAUCACCCUGCUCGGCUGGGCUCCCUUGCUUAUCGCAGUAAUACUCUGCUUGGUUAGUAGUGGCUGUGGCUGUGCUUAUAGAAGUACUGGUUUUAUUAUCGUGGAGUGAGUUGAUCAGGCAUGGCGUGCGUCAGGACCGGUAGCGGCUGUAGAGAAAUGAUGCUCGUGCUCGUGCCUGUAAUAAGAGCAGGCAGGUGUGUGCCUGUCCUGCUUGUGGAUGUGAUGUACCUGUGUACUUAUCAGUGGUAUAAGUAUCAUGGAUCCUUGGUUGUGCAUGUUUA
This is a messenger RNA of Panicum hallii, 865 nucleotides long. Its product is annotated as late embryogenesis abundant protein At5g17165-like. The record is from RefSeq and is a predicted model, not a curated record. Bases 161 to 520 code for a protein of 119 amino acids. The transcript has 2 exons. Lineage: Eukaryota; Viridiplantae; Streptophyta; Magnoliopsida; Poales; Poaceae.